AUGACACCUGAUCAAUUAUUGAACCAUCAAACAUGGUGGCAUGGGCCACAGUGGCUUCAUUUAGAGAAAGAAGAAUGGCCGAAAUCGGUCAAAUACACAAUCGAAGAAUUAAAUCAAGCGACAGUGGAGCAACGAGCCACUGUUUCAGCUCCUGCUCAAGAAAUAAAAACCAGUUUCAUUUUCACUUUGAAAUCUAAAUUAUCGGAUCUAGUGCGGAUCGUAGCUCUUGUAAGGAGAUUUAUCUACAACUGCAGAAACUGUCAGAACCGCAAAUUAGGAUUUCUGACAUACGAAGAGCGAGAAAGUGCUCUAUUACGAUUGGUUGCAUUGGCACAAGAGGAAAGCUUUCAUCUAGAGUUGACUGAGUUAAAAACUAAAAAUUCAAUAACGUUUCCAUCUCGAAUAAGAUCAUUGAAUCCUCGUCUCGUGAACGGACUACUUCUCGUCGGCGGCCGGCUGAAUUAUGCUCAGAUUUCCGUUGGACGCAAACACCCAUUAAUUCUGGACAACCGUCAUCCACUCACCACGCUGAUUGCAACUCAUUAUCACGAAACCCUUCUUCAUGCUGGCCAACAACUGAUAAUCUCCAGUAUGCGCGAGAGAUUCUGGCCUAUUGGAGCAAGAAAUGUAACACGCAAAGUGAUACACAGAUGUCUCAAAUGCUUCAGAACACGUCCAAAAAGUCACGAACAAAUAAUGGGUGACUUACCAGUUGAACGCGUCACACCAGCACCACCCUUCACGAGAGUGGGAGUGGAUUAUUGCGGACCGUUCAACGUCCAGUAUCCGUAUCGAAAAGGUAAACCAAUCAAAUGUUUCAUCGCAGUGUUCAUUUGUCUAGUGGUCAAGGCUAUCCACCUGGAAAUAGUCGCAGACCUCACAACUCAGUCAUUCAUCGCAGCGUUAAAACGAUUUGUCGCACGCCGUGGUCGUCCAGAAAUUAUCAUGUGUGACAAUGGCCGAAAUCUCGUCGGAGCUCGGCGUGAAUUGGACGAAUUGAGAAGGUUAUUCAAUAACCAAAGAGAAUCGAUAUCGAAGGAAGCAGCUACUGAAAAUAUAAAUUUCAAAUUUAUUCCGGCAAGGUCUCCCAAUUUUGGCGGUCUCUGGGAGGCAGCAGUCAAAUCGAUGAAGAGUCACAUGAAGAGAACAUUGGGCAAUGUCAUACUUCAUUCAGAUGAAUUGGCCACCUUAGUAGCUCAAAUCGAAGCUUGCCUUAACUCGAGGCCAAUUACACCUCUCAGCAACGAUCCGAACGAUUUAACCGUCCUUACACCAGGACACUUCCUUAUAAAUCGACCUCUAAUGGCGAUUCUUGAACCAUCUUUACAAGAAAUACAGGAAUCGAGACUCUCCAAGUGGCAACGUGUCCAGAACUAUCUCCAACAAUUGUGGAGACGAUGGUCGACACAAUAUCUAUCAAAUUUACAAAAUCGUACGAAAUGGACGAAACAGCGGAAAAAUCUAUUCGUUGGCACGAUGGUUCUGCUGCGAGAUGAGAAUUUACCCCCUCUCAAAUGGAGUUUAGGACGAAUUAUCGAUAUACACACCGGCGAAGAUGGUAACAUCAGAGUGGUUAAGGUACGCACAAAGGACGGAGUUUACGUGCGAGCCAUCUCCAAAGUCUGCAUUUUGCCGAUAGCAGACAACGAGUCACCAUCAACUGAGGAAUAA
Molecule: messenger RNA, 1671 nt
Organism: Toxorhynchites rutilus septentrionalis
Lineage: Eukaryota; Metazoa; Arthropoda; Insecta; Diptera; Culicidae
Exons: 1
Coding region: 1-1671 (556 amino acids)
Biological process (GO): DNA integration
Molecular function (GO): nucleic acid binding
Source: RefSeq, a predicted model, not a curated record